This is a messenger RNA of Paramecium octaurelia, 1221 nucleotides long. The record is from the annotation of a GenBank genome assembly. NCBI's taxonomy places the organism in Eukaryota, Ciliophora, Oligohymenophorea, Peniculida, Parameciidae.
AUGAUGUAAGAGGGGAAUGAAAGAAAAAUAUCAACAAUCACAAAGAAUGACAAUGUUUUGGAUUUAGUUAAGAUCAAAGUCAGAUUGGAUGAGCAUUUUUACAUAUUCUCUCGUUUCAUGAUAAGCAGAAUGUUAACAUUAUCGAGAAUCAAGAAAUUGGAUGCAAUAUAGAUAGCUAAGGACAUAAAAAAAUAAUUGAUAGAUCGGAAUUCACUUGAAAUCAAUUCAAAUGAAUUAGAGGCUAUUAUAUUUCAGACUAUGAAUAAAUUUGGAUAUUAGAAUAACAUCCAAAAGUAUCAAAUGGUUUCCAAGUACUAAAUCAAAAAAUCGUAGUUUUUACCGACACAGAACUCCUAUGAUCAUCAUCAUUUUUGGUGCCCCAAGCAUAGGAAAAUCGCUGUUAGCAAACAAUUUAGCGGAAAGACUUAAUAUCUCUAAUGUCUUGCAAACUGACAUAGUAGAAAUGGUCAUGAGAAGUAUUAAUCCAGAAUAGUUCAAUUAUGAUGGAAAUGAGGAUUUCAUUACCAAAUUUAAGAAAGUAAAAGAAUUAACAUUAAAUAAGAGAAUUGCAGACUGAUUCGAAGAGGAGUUUCUACUGAUAUUUCCAAAUGUCUAUCUGAAGGCAAAGCAGUCAUUAUUGAAGGAAGUGCAGCAAUGCCAGAAUAUUAUUUAGAAGCUAUCGAUCAAUAAGAUCCUGAAGAUGAUCAACAAUAAUUACAAUUGAUUGCAAGUUUCACAUAAAAUGAAAUUAAACUCAAAAAACCUUAAAGAAAGGACUUGUUACUUUUUAACCAAUAGAAAAAAUUGAACACUUAAUUCAAAAUCAUCUUCCCUUAGCCUGAUUAAGAUUUAGAAGAUGAUCAACAGAUUCAAAAACAUUUGAAGUUAUGCAAAGAUUUGGAUAAAAUUGUAAAUUCAUUAUUCAUUUUAUUAGGAUCAAUCACAUUCAAUGAUUUUAGGUUUCCUACCUAUAUUAUCUAGAAAUGAUCAUCUAUACAAUAUAGAAAACAAUACGAGUAAAAAGAUACCCAAAGAUUAAAUAGAGGAAAAGCUUAAUCAAUUUUAAUCCAUUCAAAAUGAAUUAUUAAAACAAAGAAGCAAAUGCAUUCUAUUACCUAUUAAUUUACAUAAUCUAGAAGAAACCUUAGUACUAUUUAUUUAUUAUUUCAGGACACCAUGCACGACAUUAUUUUAUAAAAAAUCUUAGAUCAAUCAAUUUGA